ACACGUUCACAGAGAAGUGUAUGGUCGAGUUAUAGCCGCUGCUUGUCCUAUUACGCAUCCAGCAGUAUACACAAAAGCGCUACGCAUCAUUUGCUGCACACGAUAUUGAUUAGAGGAACAAUAGCCAUGGAGUAUAGAUGAUGUCGGAGAAGAAGAAACUCAAAUUGCGCUUGUGAAAUGUACAGCAGCAAUGAAUCAGAAAGGAAUUUUAAGUGUUGUUUUCACAACAGGUAUUUUAGCAGUGACAGCUGUUGCAUUAGAUCAUGACAUAUCUAAAAGAGAGACAUCAACAAACAACGUCACCACGUACAACGCUAUCUAUGGCUAUAAGGAGUAUAAAGAACUUAAUCCAGACAAAGAACCGACCUUAUGUUUUGACAAGAAAGGUGUUGAUGUGAAUGGGUCAGUAUUCAAUAACUUUACGUGUCCACUUCCUGCUCAUGACACAGGACUGACCGACUGCUGUAACAAUACCUGCUGUAGGCCAAAGGUUGUCAAGAAAAGCGGCGCGGAGGAUACAUCGGUCACUGUUGCUGUGACUAUAGUGGUGGUCUGUGCUGUAGGAAUUAGUGUCUGUAUGGUCCUGUACUGCUGUUGCUGCCAGAAACGACCCGGAAUCCAUGAGGGAAAACUUGUCUGGAUCAAAAAGAAAAAGGACAAAAUUGUUUAUGAAGAGGGUGGAUUGACGCCGGAUGCUGGGAGUCCUGAUAAGGAUAAUGAGGACGAAGAAGUGCUGGGGUUUGUUUAUGCUCCGGAUGAGAAAGGUCACGCCGAUCACUCUCUCGAGAAGCCUCUAGAAGUAGACACACCCACUACCCAGAGAAGGAUACUGCCCGAGGGUAAAGAGAAGAACGGUGGGGUGGAUAAAGCUGAGAGAGAUCUGACGAUUCCUCUCAUUACAAUCCGUAAACCCAGCACAGCAGGUCAAAUGCAGGACUCCUGAAUCGCUUCCUAUUGUUAGAUAGAGAUUGAUUGAGCAACGAGACAAGCAUUUUGAGAUCUAGUUAACCGAUAUGCAACACAAUUUUCUUUCAUUGUUUCGUGUUUCCUAAAUAAAUUGCUUGAACAAUGAUUUUUAAAAGACAAAACAAGUAUUUAGAGUUUUCAUUCAUGUGUGACCUUAUACAUGUAUGUCCAUACAUUUUUAUACAUGUUCAUGUAUUUAGGACUGGUUCAUUAUUGGUUCAUUAGAUAUAUGAAGAAUAUUGAAUAUAGGACACAUGAGAAUGGAAAUGACUGUGUUUUAAUUUAGUUUAAAAUAUUUAUUACAUUUAUUCAUAGUAAUUUUCUUGCAUGUGCAAGCAUAAUUUUAUCCCCCUCCCAACGGAGUUGGAGGGGAUAUAAUAGUAGUAUCGCAAUCGUGUGUGUUAUAUUGUGGGUGAGUGAUCUAGUGUUGUGUGAAGCAGAAGUGACGUGAUUUAAAUCCCUUGUUGCCAUUGUAACUUUGUCGAUGUCUUUAAUUCUUCCAACUUUUAGUUGUCAAAUAUUCUGUGUAACAAAAGGGGAGUUAGGAUGUUAGGCAUCUGUUAUAGUAUAAAUGUGAGAUGAUAUAUGUCUUCUUGUGUGCAAGUAUUUUGAUUGGGAACAUGUUUUAAGGAAGGGUGUUCUUUGUGUAUUACUGUAUAAUUUUUACAUGCAAUAAAUUUAAUGAAAUUUGAUCACGCAUUUGUGCAUGUACCUCGCACCAAAGUCUUCUGAUAAUUUUUUUAAAAUGACUUCCUCGUGUCACGAAUUUAUGAAAUAAAAUAAUU
Messenger RNA from Saccostrea cuccullata (small rock oyster), 1751 nucleotides. RefSeq lists its product as uncharacterized. The transcript has 7 exons. Bases 191 to 943 code for a protein of 250 amino acids. The record is from RefSeq and is a predicted model, not a curated record. NCBI's taxonomy places the organism in Eukaryota, Metazoa, Mollusca, Bivalvia, Ostreida, Ostreidae.